Molecule: messenger RNA, 2645 nt
Organism: Musa acuminata AAA Group (dessert banana)
Lineage: Eukaryota; Viridiplantae; Streptophyta; Magnoliopsida; Zingiberales; Musaceae
Product: ABC transporter B family member 28
Exons: 17
Coding region: 136-2283 (715 amino acids)
Biological process (GO): oligopeptide export from mitochondrion
Cellular component (GO): mitochondrial inner membrane
Molecular function (GO): ATP binding; ATP hydrolysis activity; ABC-type oligopeptide transporter activity
Source: RefSeq, a predicted model, not a curated record
UAAUUAACCCGAACCACGCGCUCGCAGAAAAUUAUGUAAUUAGCCCCCCGAAGUCUCAAGAACCACACACACGCAGACAGCAGCGGAGAAGCCCACGCCGCCGUCCCUGCUCUCUCUACUCUCCUCUCCUCUCCAAUGGCCGCCGCCUCCACCUCUCUUCUUCAAUCCCUCUCCUCUCCCUUCCCAUUACCUAGUCGGAUGCUCACCUCCUCCUCCAUCUCCGGCCGAUGCCCCGCCGCGCUCCUCGUCCGUCGCCCGCAUCGGACGGCUCGAAACCCUCCCUCGCACGUCGCCGGCGUGCGGAGGAGGAGGAGCGGAGGCCAUGCUCGUGCCGCCUAUGUCUCCGCCCCUGCAGCCGACCCCGAUCCCGUCGCCAAGGAUGAAAGUCCCGCGGCGGACGUCUUGUCCCUGCCGCCUGUUGCCAUUAGCUGGAGCGUCAUCUGGUCUCUCCUCUCCCGUCACAAGAUUCGGAUGGCCGUCUCGCUCGCCUCUCUAGUUGGAUGCACUUCUUGUACCCUCGCGAUGCCUAUCUUCUCUGGGAAGUUCUUUCAGACACUUACAGGGACAGUUUCUGAGCCUUUAUGGAGACUUCUAUCUCAGAUUGCCUUUUUGUAUUCUUUGGAACCCAUCUUUACUAUAAUCUUCGUCACCAACAUGACCAUUAUAUGGGAGUCUGUGAUGGCAAAUCUAAGAGGCCAGAUAUUUAGACAGAUAUUGAUUCAAAAGGUGGAGUUUUUUGACCGUCAUAAGGUUGGUGAAUUGACUGGGUUGUUGACAUCUGACUUGGGUUCUUUAAAGGAUAUUGUCAAUGAGAAUAUUUCAAGAGAUCGUGGGCUGAGAGCACUCUCUGAGGUUGUUGGUACGAUAUGCAUACUUUUCACACUCUCGACACAGUUGGCUCCUAUCUUAGCGUUGCUGAUGGUGGUUAUAUCUGUUUUAGUAGCUGUGUUUAAGCGGUCAACUGUUCCUGUCUUCAUAUCUCAUGGAAUGGUGCAAGCAAGCAUAUCAGACUGUGCAACUGAAACAUUUUCUGCAAUUCGUACUGUUAGAUCUUUUGCUGGUGAGAAGCGACAGUUCUCCAUCUUCAGAAAUUUGGUACUUGCUUACCAGAACAAUGGCAUAAAACUUGGUACUUUGAAGUCUGCAAAUGAGUCCUUGACAAGGACAGUAGUCUACAUUUCUCUGAUGGCACUUUAUUGUCUUGGUGGAAGCAAAGUCAAGGCGGGUGAACUGUCUGUUGGAACUAUGGUUUCUUUUAUUGGUUACACUUUCACGCUAACUUUUGCGGUUCAAGGGGGUGUCAACACUCUCGGUGAUCUCCGCCGGACUUUUGCUGCUGCUGAAAGAAUUAAUUCUAUUCUUUCUCUAGCGGAAAUUGACAUGUCACUUGCAUAUGGUUUAGAGAAAGAACUCCAAACAACUGAAGUAGAUAUCAAUCUUGGUUUGAAUCAUGAAGACGUUUAUCAUAAGAAGAAACAAAGCAAGCAUUACAUGUUAGAACUGAGAUCAGCAAGUGAUGGGUGUAAUCUAGCUUGGUCAGGUGACAUCUGUCUAGAAGAUAUAUACUUCUCUUAUCCUUUAAGGUCUGAUGUGGAGGUCUUGAGUGGUCUGAAUCUGACCCUCGAAUGUGGAAAGAUAACAGCACUAGUGGGACCCAGUGGUGCUGGAAAAAGUACGAUAGUACAACUUCUGGCACGCUUUUAUGAGCCAACGAGGGGUCGGAUCACUGUAGCAGGAGAAGAUAUCAGAACUUUUGAUAGGAGGGAAUGGGCCCGGGUUGUGUCUCUAGUGAAUCAGGAACCAGUUCUAUUUUCAGUAUCAAUUGGAGAAAAUAUUGCAUAUGGGCUUCCUGAUGAGACUGUCUCCAAGGAUGAUAUAAUUAAGGCAGCUAAAGCUGCCAAUGCUCAUGAAUUCAUAAUCUCACUUCCUCAGGGUUAUGACACACUAGUUGGUGAACGUGGAAGCCUAUUAAGUGGUGGACAGAGACAGAGGAUUGCUAUAGCACGAGCUCUUCUUAAGAAUGCUCCAAUUUUAAUACUUGAUGAGGCCACCAGUGCUCUGGAUGCAACUAGUGAGUCCCUAGUGCAGCAGGCUCUGGAUCACUUGAUGAAAGGAAGGACAUCCUUGGUGAUUGCCCAUAGAUUAAGUACUGUACAAAAUGCAAAUCAAAUUGCUCUUUGCUCAGGCGGUAGGAUAGCAGAACUAGGAACCCACUUUGAGUUGUUGGCAAAGAAAGGUCAAUAUGCCUCAUUGGUUGGAACACAGCGCCUUGCGUUUGAAUGAGGGUUUCAUAUUUCUGUCAGAUAUACAACGUAGCCGUCUAGCAACUUGUGCAAGCAAACAAGAUUCGGGUUUUGAUUCAUGCUGGAACUUGUUAGUGGAAAGAUCUGCUUCUCUCACCAAAUCAUGGAGGAUAGUUGGGUGUCUGCACAUUUGCCAACCGAAGGAUAGGUAUAAGAAAUUUGAUGAAUGUUGUUGCCAUAUACGAAUCUGCGUUAUCCUGUAUGUGUUACUGUUAAAAACGUGGAAUAGCUUAGCUAAUCAAUGGCACAUCUGACUUUGUGUAAAAUAUAAUCUACUACCGACUACAAUAAGAUCCACAGUUUGUUUUUUGGUGCUACAGAAAUGGAUUGCUGUUAAGAUGA